AGGGUGGGAGCCAGCAGGAAGAGACCCCACUGCCAGCCCAUCUGGGCCCUGCGUCCUCCACCAGCCCCGCUCCCGUGUGCCCGGCGGGCAGGUAUGGGGGAGCAACCCGCCUGGCACAACCCCCAGUUCCCGGAGGGAGGGGGAGAACCAAGGCGGGGACAUGCCCACCCCACCAGUCACAUCUCUCUCGGUGUCUCUCCUCUCUGCCCAGCUUGCUCUAACAGUGGAUUGAAGCGCACCGGUGGUGGUGCCGCAGCCAGCGCGACGGAGAGCAGGCAGGCGAGGGACCCCACGGCGGGAAGCUGGCACCAUGCUUCAGCCUCCAGGGAUGGCCGAUAAGUGCAAUGAGGGGCUGCUGAACGGUGCUGUGCCUGGGGAGCAGGGCAAACAGGACAAGAGCGUCAAGCGUGGCAACUGGGGCAACCAGAUCGAGUUCGUGCUGACCAGCGUGGGCUACGCCGUGGGGCUGGGCAACGUCUGGCGCUUCCCAUACCUCUGCUAUCGCAAUGGGGGAGGUGCCUUCAUGUUCCCCUACUUCAUCAUGCUGGUGUUUUGCGGCAUCCCCCUCUUCUUCAUGGAGCUCUCCUUCGGGCAGUUUGCAAGCCAGGGCUGCCUCGGCGUCUGGAGGGUCAGCCCCAUGUUCAAAGGCGUGGGCUACGGGAUGAUGGUGGUGUCCACGUACAUCGGGAUCUACUACAACGUGGUGAUCUGUAUUGCCUUCUACUACUUCUUUGUGUCCAUGACGCGCGUGCUGCCCUGGACGUACUGCAGCAACGCCUGGAACACGCCCGACUGCGUGGGGGUGCUGGACAGGAACCUCUCCAGCCGCGCCGCCCUCAACCUCACCCCUGCGUGGGGCGGGCUCAUCACCAUGGCCUCCUACAACAAGUUUCACAACAACUGCUACCGGGACAGCAUCAUCAUCAGCAUCACCAACUGCGCCACCAGUGUCUACGCCGGCUUCGUCAUCUUCUCCAUCCUGGGCUUCAUGGCCAACCACCUGGGUGUGGACAUCUCCAAGGUGGCCGACCACGGCCCCGGCUUGGCCUUUGUCGCUUACCCCGAGGCCCUCACCUUGCUCCCCAUCUCGCCUCUCUGGUCCAUCCUCUUCUUCUUCAUGCUCAUCCUCCUGGGGCUAGGUACACAGUUCUGCCUGCUGGAGACGCUGGUCACGGCCAUCGUGGAUGAGGUGGGCAAUGAGUGGAUCAUCCGCAGAAAGACCUUCGUGACACUGGGGGUGGCUGUGGCGGGCUUCCUGCUGGGCAUCCCACUCACCACGCAGGCGGGCAUCUAUUGGCUCCUGCUGAUGGACAACUACGCUGCCAGCUUCUCCCUGGUCAUCAUCUCCUGUAUCAUGUGCGUUGCCAUCAUGUACAUCUACGGGCACCGCAACUACUUCAAGGACAUUGAAAUGAUGCUGGGCUUCCCACCCCCGUUCUUCUUCCAGAUCUGCUGGCGCUUCAUCUCGCCCACCAUCAUCUUUUUCAUCCUGGUCUUCACAGUGAUCCAAUACCGGCCUAUCUCCUACAAUGACUACGUCUACCCUACUUGGGCCAUCAGCAUCGGCUUCCUCAUGGCACUCUCCUCCGUCAUCUGCAUCCCCAUCUACGCCAUCUACAAAGUGUGCUGCUCCGAGGGGGACACGCUGCUGGAGCGCUUGAAAAAUGCUACCAAGGCGAGCAAGGACUGGGGUCCGGCGUUGGUGGAGCACCGCAGCGGGCGCUACGCCCCGGCGUUCAGCCCCUCCACUGAGUCCCACCUGGAGGUGCAGCCCCUGCAGCCGGAGAAGGGCCGGAGCGAGGCAGUGGCUGGCCCCCCCGUGCAGGGCAUCAACGGCUCAGCCCCCCUGCAGCGCCACAGCACCGGGCAACCAUCUGUGAACUCUUCUCUCUCACAGGGGAGGCAAGAGGUGUGAGGCUAUGCCCUGACUGACCAUCGUAUGCUGCUCUAUCACCAUCCCACCAAGGUCCAUGCGUCUCCCCAGGAGCCUGUCAACACCAGAAGCUGCAGCUGCCCCCCAGCACUCCCCUUUCCAAGGCUGUGGAGGUUCAAGAUGUGCCUGCUGUCCUCAGUGUUUCCCCCAAGGUUAGUCAUUUCCAGAGAAAUUUGUACUCCAACAUAGGCAGGAGCUGCCAAAGCACAACCUUGAGAAACCCAGAAAAGCCCUUCCUUUCCAGGGAGGGAUACAAGGGCAGCUCACCCUGCUGUACCCUGAGUGCUCCUCUCCCAUGCCGAAUCACAGCCAGGAGUCACACCCAGCAGCCCCAUGAAGCUGGAGCAGACACAGAGGUGCUUGCACUGAAACCCUGCCUUGCUCUGAGUUCACGAGCAGGAAACACGGCUGCAGACCAGAAGAGACACUUGCUCUUUGUGUGACUUGCAGCGCGCAGCUGGAAAAGAGACACCUGGCCCUAAGGAACAGAUAUCACAGGCAGCAUGGCACUGUCUGUUCUGCACCAGAUAAAGAGGGUCUUUAGCAUUGCUGACUAGAGCCAGCGGCUGUAUGAUGCUGAUCCCGUGUAUGGCUGGAAAAGAGGAAACAGGACACUUCUGAAAUGCUUAAAAGCAGCAAAGAGGCUACUGCCAUGUGUCCCGCCACUCCCAUCCCUCUGGAGUCACAGCAAGCCAGCAGUGUGCCCAUAGCAGCACAGGGGCAGGACCCAUGUGCCUCAGGUUGGCGAAGCCCCUCCCUGCCUACAGCCAAGACCUGAGGACAACUCAUACCAUGGGAGAGCCUUAGUGCUGCAGUGUAGGGAGACCUGCCAGCCUCACAGCAGGGAUGUCCACAUCAUCCCCAUGUGCUAAACUCCUCUGUAUGCAACUUGGGGCUCAUGCACUGGCAGGACAUGCAAGCACUGCCAGGCAAGCAAGUCUCAAGACAGGAAGCGGUAAGGCUGGUCACUCCUCCCACCCACAGAAUCGUGGCACCCCCCUCCCCUGCAGGGACACACACAAACGAGGAACGGUGGCAUCACAGCCAGGGAACAUGGGGGGAGGCUGCACCCAAGUCCACACAGCUGGCGACCUUCAGGGAUGAUAUUUACGGUGCUGGGCCCAGCCAGUCUGGGACUUGUGUUUUGGCUUCAAUGCUUGGCUCCCAGAGCAGGAACCAAACUCAGCCAGCUUCAGCUGCCCCCACUCCCCAGGAGUGGUCAAAGAGAGCUACAUCCAGCUCAGGGCAGAUCCUCAGGGCACUUUCCAUCUCUUCAAGAGCAGAUGUAGCCUUGGAUUCAUAUACAAAAGAAACAGGGUGAAGGACGCUUUCCUGUAAGCUCUGGUUCCCAGCCCUGAAGCCAGAAGGGCAGAAAAGAGCCAGGGCAGCAGGACUGAGGCACCAAAGCAGGGCUUAGGAGGGAAAGCACAAAGAGGCACUACAACACUGCGCACAGCAAGACCGCUUCCUGCUCAGUCCUUCCCUGAAAAGGGAUUGCAACAGGGCAGGGGAAGUUAAAAGCAUCUGGGCUCAGCUCGUCAACAUUUUCCAACAGGCUCAAAUUCGCAGUGUGUGCCGGUGUGAGCUGUAUGAUUCAGAGUGCCCAGGAAGCCAGCCCUGGGCCCAGCACUGGGUUCACCAGGCCCUGGAAACACGAGGGAGUGAGACACCCUCAGCUUCUGACUCGGCCUCCCUCCUCACCCAAACACUGAGGCAGGAACCAAGGUCUCCCCAGCCUCUGCCUAGCUUGUGGUCACUUCACUCCAUGCUGAAAGAGGAAGUAACCAGCAACUGCAGCACAAGAUCUUCCUUUUGAAGUCAUCCCCUUCCCAGGAAGCAUUAAAUGCACCCUCAGUGCCGCUAAGCCCAACACCACCGGCAGCAGAGCCUAGGCUGCCACAAGCUGCAACACAGCCACACACUUUGCAGUUGUCCAGACAAACGUGCACAUUUCCUUGUGCUGCCACAGCUUGGCAAAGAGGGAGGGCAAUCUCUGCUGUCCAGGAGACCACAGCUAUCACAGCCUGAAAAACCAGGCACCUGCCUUUACCUCCCCUGAUCCCCAAAUCCAAACACAAGCCUUGACUGCCACCAGCACCCUUCUGCUCUCACACACACAAUGUGGAUCGACUGGACAGGCUCAGAGUGCCGAAAGCUGCGCAUCCAACAGCGGCUGACAGAUCCAUGGAGCUCCUGCGGGUCCGAGCCCUCC
Messenger RNA from Egretta garzetta (little egret), 4145 nucleotides. It is a transcript of the gene SLC6A9, whose product is annotated as solute carrier family 6 member 9. The transcript is spliced from 13 exons. Lineage: Eukaryota; Metazoa; Chordata; Aves; Pelecaniformes; Ardeidae. The record is from RefSeq and is a predicted model, not a curated record. Gene Ontology annotation, cellular component: membrane. Gene Ontology annotation, molecular function: glycine:sodium symporter activity. Gene Ontology annotation, biological process: synaptic transmission, glycinergic; sodium ion transmembrane transport; glycine import across plasma membrane. The coding region runs from base 311 to 1915 and encodes 534 amino acids.